Molecule: messenger RNA, 2340 nt
Organism: Cyanistes caeruleus (blue tit)
Lineage: Eukaryota; Metazoa; Chordata; Aves; Passeriformes; Paridae
Source: RefSeq, a predicted model, not a curated record
CUCCCCAGCAGCUUGAUGAGGAAUAAGAUGGGAUUGCUGAAAGGAUGGAGUGAGAGGGAUCACCACGGUGUUGAUGCUGUGGAGGUUUCUAGGCCAGUGAGCCGCGUUAUCCUGCCCGUGUCUGUGGAGGAGUAUCAAGUGGGGCAGCUGUAUUCCGUGGCAGAAGCCAGUAAAAAUGAAACUGGUGGAGGUGAAGGAGUGGAAGUCCUGGUGAAUGAACCCUACGAGAGGGAUGGAGAGCGUGGGCAGUACACACACAAGAUCUACCACUUACAGAGCAAAGUGCCAACAUUUGUGAGAAUGCUGGCCCCUGAAGGAGCUCUGAACAUACAUGAAAAAGCAUGGAAUGCCUAUCCCUACUGCAGAACUGUUAUUACAAAUGAGUAUAUGAAGGAUGACUUCCUCAUCAAAAUUGAAACCUGGCAUAAAUCAGAUCUUGGAACACAAGAGAAUGUCCAUAAGCUGGAGCCAGAGGUAUGGAAGAAUGUAGAAGCCAUUUAUAUAGACAUUGCUGAUCGGAGCCAAGUACUCCCCAAGGAUUACAAGGCAGAAGAGGAUCCAGCAAGGUUUAAAUCUGUCAAGACUGGACGUGGACCUCUGGGUCCCAACUGGAAGAAGGACCUGGGGAAGCAGUCAGAUUGUCCAUACAUGUGUGCUUACAAGCUGGUAACAGUCAAGUUCAAGUGGUGGGGUCUGCAAAAUAAAGUGGAGAACUUUAUACAGAAGCAAGAAAAGCGGCUCUUCACAAACUUCCACCGGCAGCUCUUUUGCUGGCUUGAUAAGUGGGUUGAUCUGACUAUGGAGGACAUCCGUAGGAUGGAGGAGGAGACCAAGAGACAGCUGGAUGAGAUGAGAGAAAAAGAUCCAGUGAAAGGAAUGUCGGCUGCAGAUGACUAAUAUGACUCCUUCCUUGUGCACUUUUGCAAGACAGUCGUCAGGAAGGCCCAGGGAAUCCACACCCUUGACUGACGGAACAUCUCUGGAUCAAGCCUUUCUCUGUCCAACCGGCAGGCGAUUUUAAACCUCCCAUAGCUAAUUCUAGAUGCCCCUUAAUAUUGUGAGCAAAUAGACAGUCUGGUACUAAGCACUCCAGUGUUAGCACGUGUAUCCCAAGGAGUUUCCUCCUUGGGGCCGUGUGACUUAGAGAUCGCUGUAUUUACGACUCCUCCCUCCUCUUUUUUUCAUUGUGUUCAGACCAAUUUCCAUGUGGCCCUGUUUGAUUUCCAAGUGACAUUUUUAGCUCAAAUAGUCUUGUGAUGUGGUGACUUAGAAUUUUUUAUUUGUUUUGUUUUUGUUUUUUUUCCAAGUGGGAUAAACUGCCACCUUUGUUUCUGCCCAGCCCUUCACCUUCUUUGAAUGUCUGUUUGGAGAGGGAAAUUGUCCAUAUUUAAAAGUGCAAAACUCUUCCACAAAAUGUUUUGUUCUCACCUUCACUCCUGGAGGGAGAUAUUUAAUGGCAGAUAACCUGAGUACAAAAUGAGGAGCAGCCAUAGAAUUCUUGGUUUGUGAUGAGUUGUGAUUUGUAGCUUCUGCAGGGCAUUACUUUGUUCUGUCUUAAACAUGAAUUAAAGACUGCCCAGAAGCUGCAGUCAGGCCCUGUGCUGGGGCCUUCAGCACUUACCUGUUGAAUUUCCAUUUUAGGGGUCUCUCUGGCCCACGUAGCUCUGUUGUCCUCCAGCUGUGUGUGUCAGUCUUACAAAAUCUUUCUCGACAUAUGUUGCAACUUCCUGGUUCUUUAUUUAUUAAGACUUCCCAUAACUUACAAAUCUGGACUAAUAAUAACAAUGUGAUUCUCCCUGGACAAAUUGGGAUGUUGCAAAGGCUGGUGUGCAAGCAAGGUCUUGGCAUCUGGUUACAUCCAAGUGCCUGGGACGGUGGUUCUGCUCAGCAAUAAUAUUCUUCCCAUUGCAAGACUGACUAAAAUAUCUCCUUUUGUGCUGUAAGAAAAGCAACUUAGAAAGACUUGCAGUUUUCUAGGAUAUCUGUUGGUUAUUAUAAAUCAUAGAGGAUACUGUUAAUGGAAAGAGCUCUCGUUAUUUAAUGAACUCAAAUAUUUACUGUAACUAUCCUUAUGUUGAUAUCAGCUUUAGACAAUCAACUCAGCAGAACAGAAUCAAGGAAAUGCUGCUUUCUUCAAUACAUAUGAGGAAAAAAAAAUCCUACUUCUUUGCUUAUCCCUAAGGCCCAAUAUUUGAAUUUUUUCCUCCCCUAGUAGUAAUAACUUAAUUUUCCACUUCUGUGUUUGGCAGCACUAACAUGAAAUCCUGUAUGCCAAACAGUCGUGGGUGUAUCACCACUUUUGAGGAGUCUUUUUAGUAUUCUGUAAUACACUGACUCCUC